CGGCCAAGCAACACGACAUGUGUGCGGAGAGAGCCGGUAGGUUCUGGCUGAUGCUGGCAAAAACAUCUCCAACCUUGUACAUCUCGCACUCGGCGAUAAGAGCAGGCACAUGACACUCCAACCUCCAUCCCCCUCCUCCCAAAUCGAGCCAUUAUCGAGCAAGACGGCGAAAGAGGCCGCCCGAUGGCGCUCCGUCCUCGGCUGGAAAGGAGAAAGCCAUAGAGUGGCCAAGACCAUGCGAUCGCCAUCAACCAAAGAACGGGAGCGCCGUAUAGCAGGCCCGCCGCCAAAGCGACAUUAGCCGUGGCAUUUACACGGAGUGGUUUUAAUAUCCAGAUGGCCUCGCGGCGUGCGAACCGCUUCCACCGCCGUACCAAACUCUCUUCCCUCUCCCUCUCCGCCCCCGCGCGCGGUUGCCGUACGAGGCUGGUCGUCCCGCAGAGAAAACAACGCACCCAUGACGUCUUCUGGCUCGCCGCCGUGGACCAUCAACCCCACCGCACUUUGGGUCGGAACGACAUCUUUUCCGAACACCCAGGCGCUCCGCCUUGUCCCGGGUUAUUACCUCUCAUCAUAUCCUACCUCUGAGGCUGGGGCGAUGCCGGCGAAGGUGGCUCCCCAAUAUACGUCUUGCAAGCCUCGCACCCAGUUAAAUACCCCGACUGGCCCUUGGCCGACGCUGGGAUCACGGCCAGCCAAGCAUCUUGCAAUCUCACGCCGUCUAUUUCCAAGACGGGCUGGGCGCUGCUAACCCACUUGUGGGCAGACAAGCUUCGCGUCCAUCAUCCGUCCUCCCCGUCCCCUUGCCUAUCGAGGCAGGAGGCCCCUUGUGGUGUCCCGACCGAACAAGCACCGCACCCCUGCGGAAGAUCGUCCCGGUGGCUUUCCAAGGGGCGAGUAGCUUGGCCCUCUGGCGAGGCGGCGAUGACGGCAGGGGCUUCGGAGGAAACCCCUCCUUGGGGCAGAAGAAAGGGCCGAUCGACUUGUCCUGGCCCCAAGAUGCCCUCUCCACGAGGAUAUAAAAUGGCGGUGGACGGCACGCUUGAUAUUGGAAGUAUCUGGUUCUAGCCUCAUCGCACUCGCCGACUGGUUUCUCGCAGGCACAUAGGAAGAAAGGAGUAAGGCAAAAAAUAAGGCGAAAAGGACGAGAAAAAAAGAUGAAGGCUUCCACCGCACUCCUGGCGCUAGCCGCGGCCGCCAACGCGCUCCCCUCGGCCAAGGUCAGCAAGAGGGCGUGCAGCUCGCCCGUCCGGCUCGACGCCAAGACGAACGUCUUCAAGAAGUACACGCUGCACCCCAACUCGUUCUACCGGUCCGAGGUCGAGCAGGCGGUCAAGGACAUCAGCGACCCGAGUCUGGCCAGCGCCGCGGCCAAGGUCGCCGAUGUCGGGUCUUUCAUCUGGGUCGACACCAUCGCCAACAUCGACCGCCUGGCGGCCGAGCUCGAGACCGAGAUUCCGUGCGAGAACAUCCUCGGUGUCGUCGUCUACGACCUGCCCGGCCGCGACUGCGCCGCCAAGGCGUCCAACGGAGAGCUCAAGGUGGGCGAGCUCGCGCGGUACAAGACCGAGUUCAUCGACAAGAUCGUGGCGCUCCUCAAGGCCAAGCCCAACACGGCCUUUGCCCUGGUCAUCGAGCCCGACUCGCUGCCCAACCUGGUCACCAACAGCGACCUGACGACUUGCCAGCAGUCGGCGGCCGGCUACCGCGACGGCGUGGCCUACGCCAUCAAGCAGCUGAACCUGCCCAACGUCGUCAUGUACCUCGACGCCGGCCACGGCGGCUGGCUGGGCUGGAACGAUAACCUGAAGCCGGGCGCCCAGGAGCUCGCCAAGGUUUACAAGGCCGCCGGCUCGCCUUCGCAGUUCCGCGGUAUCGCUACUAACGUCGCCGGGUGGAACGCCUGGGAUCUCUCCCCCGGCGAGUUCGCCAGCGCUUCCGACGCCCAGUGGAACAAGGCCCAGAACGAGAAGCUGUACACGGAGCUGUUUGGCGCCGCCCUCAAGACGGCCGGCAUGCCCAACAACGCUAUUGUCGAUACUGGCCGCAACGGCGUGCAGGGCCUUCGCGAGGAAUGGGGCCACUGGUGCAACGUCGACGGCGCCGGCUUCGGUGUGCGCCCGACAGCCACCACUGGCUCGACGCUGGUAGACGCCUUUGUGUGGGUUAAGCCCGGCGGCGAGUCGGACGGCACGAGCGAUAGCAGCGCCGUCCGCUACGAUAGCUUCUGCGGCAUGAGCGACGCCUACCAGCCCUCGCCCGAGGCCGGCCAGUGGCACCAGGAGUACUUUGAGAUGCUCGUCCGCAACGCCAAGCCUGCCUUCUAAGGUGGUUUCGGUGAUGGGGCGACUGCUCCCCCAUUAGCCUUGAGUUGGGAGAGUACUGGAUGGACAAAAGGAGGGCUGGAUCACAAGAGAACAAGGAGGUGCGACGCAGACAAGUCGAUCGCGAAUCGAAUGUAUAUAUUCCCAUAACUCGCUGAAGCCAAUGGCAGAUAAACCACCUCGCUAAGCACCGCAUAAAAAGAUACUGAACAAAGAUAUCGUCAUGACGUCGUCCCAUAUG
This is a messenger RNA of Gaeumannomyces tritici R3-111a-1, 2565 nucleotides long. RefSeq lists its product as hypothetical. The transcript has 5 exons. The coding region runs from base 1158 to 2327 and encodes 389 amino acids. Gene Ontology annotation, biological process: cellulose catabolic process. NCBI's taxonomy places the organism in Eukaryota, Fungi, Ascomycota, Sordariomycetes, Magnaporthales, Magnaporthaceae. The record is from RefSeq and is a predicted model, not a curated record. Gene Ontology annotation, molecular function: hydrolase activity, hydrolyzing O-glycosyl compounds.